This is a messenger RNA of Populus euphratica (Euphrates poplar), 1251 nucleotides long. RefSeq names its product OSBP(oxysterol binding protein)-related protein 4C (gene ORP4C). Lineage: Eukaryota; Viridiplantae; Streptophyta; Magnoliopsida; Malpighiales; Salicaceae. The annotation marks the transcript as partial. The transcript has 5 exons. The record is from RefSeq and is a predicted model, not a curated record. Gene Ontology annotation, cellular component: cytosol; membrane. Gene Ontology annotation, molecular function: sterol binding.
UUUUGCCAAGUUCAGCUUCCACCUCUAUUCAACAUUCCAAAGUCCCAGCUCCAAUGUUUUGGUGAAUCAGCCUACUGCUUCAGCAAAAAUCUGUUGCAGCAGUGCAACAAUGCUGAGAGCUCACUGGACAGAUUCACCUCUGUUGUAGCAUGGAGCAUAUCUACUACACGUCCUCCCUCUUUUGGUGUUGCCCCUUACAAUCCCAUUCUUGGAGAGACUCACCAUGUUUCCAGAGGAAGCCUCAAUGUUCUACUUGAACAGGUGUCCCAUCAUCCACCAGUUUCAGCCCUCCACGCGACGGACGAGAAAGAAAAUAUUGAGCUGAUUUGGUGCCAAAAACCUGUUCCAAAAUUCUAUGGCACAAGAGUAGAAGCUGAAGUGAUUGGAAAAAGGCAACUUAAACUCCUGAAUCAUGGAGAAACUUAUAUGAUGAAUUCACCAAAGCUCAUGAUCAGAUUUCUUCCACCUCGGGUUGAUUGGAUUGGCAAGGUAAAAAUUUCUUGCCAGGAGACUGGUCUUGAAGCUGAGUUAUGCUACAUUACCAGUUCUUUAUUAGGACGUAGAGGAGAGCAUCGAGUUAAAGGAAAGAUCUACCAGUCUUCAUCUAUGAAGACCUUUUAUGAGGUUGAAGGAUACUGGAACAGUAUUGUCAAAGCCAAGGACAUUAAUAGUGGCAAGGAGACAAUUAUAUAUGAUGCAAAGGAAGUGUACUCUGAGCUCAAGACUCCUAUAGUCAAGGAUUUGCAGGGAAUUUGGCCAACUGAAUCAACUGCAGUGUGGAGUGAGGUGAGCAAAGGCAUACUGAGCAAAAACUGGACGAAGGCAAGAGAAGCAAAGAGCACAGUUGAGGAUAACCAGAGAAAACUUGCUAAAGAGAGGGCAUCAAAGGGAGAAACUUGGGUUCCUAAUCAUUUCACUGUAUCUGAUAGCAAAGAAGAUGGUUGGGACUGCUCACCUAUUCAAGAAAGAGUCCCACCAGCCCCCAUUGUUGUCCCUCUUUAAUAUUCUUUGAUUUGUGGCAAUCUAGCAGUUUACAAUGAACACUUUUAUGUGGUUUAUCAGGUUUUAAGUCCCUUCUCUUGGUUUAUUCAUGCGAUUAUUCUAUUAUCAGCAAAGAAAGGAAGGUUCUAUACUUCCGUUGGUAGCUGGAGAACCUUCCUGUAAACAAGGUUUGAGCUUCAUUGAUUACAGUACUUCAUCAUCCUUAAUCAAAACAGCAAAUAAAUUAUGUGAUUACUAGGUAUUUUGCAA